Molecule: messenger RNA, 1584 nt
Organism: Coffea eugenioides
Lineage: Eukaryota; Viridiplantae; Streptophyta; Magnoliopsida; Gentianales; Rubiaceae
Product: eyes absent homolog
Exons: 6
Coding region: 211-1131 (306 amino acids)
Biological process (GO): positive regulation of DNA repair; multicellular organism development; cell differentiation
Cellular component (GO): nucleus
Molecular function (GO): protein tyrosine phosphatase activity
Source: RefSeq, a predicted model, not a curated record
UCAGGAAUAGAAACGACGCCGUUGAAUCUCCAAUGCAUCAGCAAAGGCAGCCCAAAAUAUAUAUUUGCUCUCCCCCUUUCCCACUUGCCAGUAAUCUGCAUCCAUAACCAAGCAGGCUUAAGAAUCUGCAUAUCCACUAAGUGAUAUCGCAUGGACUUUACGCAUUGAUACCUCAACUGAUUAAGGGUUGCAAUUAGAUUGACGUUUAUAAUGGGUUCUGCUGGGACCAGCGGAGAUCAGAAAAUCAAUGUGUAUAUAUGGGACAUGGACGAGACUCUAAUAUUGCUCAAGUCUUUGAUAAAUGGAACAUAUGCUGAAGCAUUCAAUGGUGUAAAGAAUGUACAAAAUGGUGUAGAAAUGGGGAAGAUGUGGGAGAAUCAUAUUCUUCAAAUAUGUGAUGAUUAUUUCUUCUAUGAACAAAUUGAAAACUGCAAUCAACCAUAUUUGGAUGUCAUGCGUGAAUAUGAUGAUGGUCUAAACCUCUCUGGUUAUGAUUUCCAUCAUGAUGGUUUUGGGCCCCCAUUUGAUGAUGUCAAUAAAAGAAAAUUAGCAUACCGCCACCGGGUUAUAGCUCAGAAGUACAAAAAGGGGUUACACAACAUCAUUGACCAAGACAUGGUGAAAUCCUGGGAGAUUCUCUAUGAUUCAACUGACAGAUAUACAGAUAGAUGGUUGUCUUCAGCUCGGGGGUGCUUGGAGCACUGUGCUGCUGGGAACACAGACCUCAUACCCCCUAUAGACUCAACUCAUAGAUCUAAUUGUGCAAGGACUGGAUGUGAUCAUGUAAAUGUCUUAGUGACUUCUGGAUCACUGAUUCCUAGCCUUGCCAAAUGCUUACUCUUUCGACUGGAUGGUCUGAUUGCUUGUGAGAAUGUGUAUAGCUCAUGGGAAGUGGGGAAGCUCCAGUGCUUUUCAUGGAUAAGAGAACGAUUUAGCAGGCCAAAUGUCCAGUUUUGUGUUGUUGGCGACGGUUGGGAGGAAUGUGAAGCUGCAGAAGCAAUGAGAUGGCCAUUUGUUAAAGUUGAUCCAUGGUCAACCAGUUAUCAUAGGUUUCCAGGCCUGACAUUGAAAGACUUGAAUCUCUAUCAGUCUGUUGUAUAUGGAAAUCCUGAGGGAGAAAACGAAGAGUAAUUCAAUAUACUCAGAACACAAACUUUAGUGCUGAAGUUAGCUGAUUUUGAGGCCCUGCUUGAGUAAAUUGAGGCUGCAGUUUAUGCAAUAAAAGUUCCUGAGAGCCAUAUAAUUCUGGAUGGUGAACUGAGUCGGAUCAUUUCGAUAGCCAGAAUACAGUGGCUGGUUCUAUUCUUCAACUUCCAAAGGAGUAGAUCAAGUGCUUUCCACUCAUUCCUUGUGCAUGGCUUCUAAGCUUUACCAACUUCCAUGAAGAAGAAGAUGAUGACCAAGCCAUUGGAACACACAUUCAUGAAAAACGUCCAAAGAGAUGGCAAAUGUUUUACACAUCCAUGAAAAACGUACAAAGAGAUGCCAAAUGUUCUUUUCUCUUUAAUGGGUCUUGCAAUAUGUUAAUAUCCAUGCUGCAUGCACAUUUUGGCAAUUGAAACCUAUAAAUGAAUGAUUUGGAUA